UGUGCCAAAAGUGUACAGAAUACGUGCGUUUUGUCACCCCUAGAUUUUUCUGUCAACCUUUACUUGCACAAAAGAGCACUUUGUCAGAUUAAGCUGUGAUUUUUUUAAAGUCUAUGACUUGUUUUAAAAUCUCUGGGUACCAUUUAAUCCAUAAUCAUUUCCGUCAAAAUCUAUAUUUCUUCUGCUUUUCUUUUUCUCUAUAUAUUUAUAUACAUGGAGUUGGCUCUGAGCUUAGGGGAAACGCCUAAAGCAAUCACAUUUCUUGACAAAUCACUGAAGGUUGACUUUGGGAAUGAUUUAGGAUUCUGCAUGACUCUGGGAGAGUCAGGUGCUGAAGCUAAAACCAAAGCAUCAGAUUCAGAUCUACAUAUUCAGCUUGAUCUUACGCCUUUCUCUCCUGUUCCUCGGAGUCAAACAUCAUUAAAUAAGCUUCAUUUUUCAUGGAUAACUGAAAAUUUGACUGGCGAAUCGGGAAACGUGAACAAGAGGAGUCGAUGGGUGGAGGAUUCCGUGGCUAUUUCAUCUCCAAAUAGUAUAGGAUCGUCAUUUCAGAUGGACUUUUCAAUCUACGGAAAUGGAAGGGUAAAAAGAGAGUUUGAAGGUGAGGUACAUAGAGGGACUUCUUCAAGGGCAAGUGACGAUGAAGAAAACAGCAUGGCCAGGAGAAAGCUCAGACUCACCAAAGAAGUCUGUUUUUCUUGAAGAAAACUUCAGAGAGCAAAGCACCCUCAACCCAAAACAAAAGGUUGCUCUUGCAAAGCAGUUGAAUCUUCGUCCUCGACAAGUAGAGGUAUGGUUCCAGAACAGACGAGCUAGAACCAAGUUGAAACAGACACAGGUAGAUUGUGAGUAUAUAAUGAAGUGCUAUGAGACAUUGACAGAAGAGAAUAGGAGGUUACAAAAUGAACUUCAAGAAUUAAGAGCCCUUAAAACCUCUCAACUUCUCUACAUGCAGCUUCCUGCCACAACCCUCUCAAUGUGUCCCUCUUGUGAACGGGUUUCCACUACCGCCACCACUGCUGCCACUGCCGCUGCCUAUCCUACCACCGCCUGCGCCUCUGCAGGCGGCAUGACUUCAUCUAAUAUGGGACUCUCUCUUGCUGAGCCUAAAUUAUUUUCAUUUUCGCCUGCCCAAAUCCAUGCUCAACGGGCUGCUUCUUAGGAUUCAGCACCAUGACAGCAUGGAGUUGUUGUGUUGUCUAUGUACACUUAAGGUUUUUGAUCAUCUAUGUUUUUCACUUUUUUUUUUUUUUUUUUUUUUUCUUCUUUUUUUUUUUUUUUUUUUUUUUUUUUUCCUCUCUUGUGAUUAUUUGAUUUGUAGUGAGUUGCUGUCCUGAUAAAUUAUCAGAUGAGGUUUGAAAUAGUACAAGUAGUUUGACUGAGAAUAUGUACAAAAGUUUUGAA
This is a messenger RNA of Olea europaea var. sylvestris, 1404 nucleotides long. Its product is annotated as homeobox-leucine zipper protein HOX11-like. Lineage: Eukaryota; Viridiplantae; Streptophyta; Magnoliopsida; Lamiales; Oleaceae. The transcript has 4 exons. Gene Ontology annotation, molecular function: sequence-specific DNA binding; DNA-binding transcription factor activity, RNA polymerase II-specific. The coding region runs from base 641 to 1162 and encodes 173 amino acids. Gene Ontology annotation, biological process: regulation of DNA-templated transcription. The record is from RefSeq and is a predicted model, not a curated record.